AUGGAACAGCCAAUUGGAAAUGAAGGGGAUUCUGAAUCACUAGCUAAGUACAGAAAGUACGAAGUUCAUGAAGGUAUUAUAUUUUGUAUCGAGCUUUCAAGGGCAAUGUUCGAAAAACCGGCAGAAUUGAACAACAUUCAACUUAUCGAGAUCUUAGAGACGCUUCUGGAGCUUAUGUCGCAGGUAAUCAUAACGCUGCCUGGAACAGGUUUAGGGUGCUUUUUCUACCAUUGCAAUCAUGAAAGUGCUCGAGGAAGUAUCUACGAAUUUCUGCCUCUGUUGGACGUCAGUGUAAGAUCGAUGAAGAAACUUAACGAUAAGAUUGAAGACAUCAAAAAAGGAAUCACAACGGUGGAAAAAGAGUUCCCGUUUGACGAACGGCGUGUCGCUUCUUUGGAAACCGUUUUCGUGUUGCUCCAAGAACAAUUCCUUCAACACAUACCAGGCCAAAAAGCCUACAAUAACAGAAAGAUAUUUUUAUUCACCGAUAACGAUAAACCGAAGGAGGCUAGCGAUUCCAACGCUCGUCAGCGUCUCCGGAAGGUGAUCGACGAUCUAGACGAUUCUUAUAUCAACUUCACCACUUUUUUCAUAGGAACCGACGACAAACCCUUUGACGAGAAGUUUUAUAGUGAUGUGCUCAAGUUCGGGUCCAAGAAAAAAGUCUUGGACUCGGGGUACGAGUUUGAAGGUCCUAGCACAGCUCCAAUAUCUGCCAAUUUGAUCAAAGCGCGCGCUUUACGGAAAAAGGAGAUCAAACGUAUUCGCUUCCAAUGUCCAUUGAUUCUCGACGAGGCAAAAGAUUUCGUAGUUUCCAUCAAGGGCUACACCGUCAUAUCUCAUGAGCGGACAGGGACCAAGUACAGACAGGUUUAUGACCAUAAUGGCAUUCGUAAAGAAGUGCGGUCGCGCCGCAAAUAUUUGAAUGCCAACACAGGAGAAGACGUCACUGAUUCAACUGCAAAAGUAUACAAGUUUGCAGAAAUUGACAUCGAGCUUUCUAACGAUGAGCUUGCUCAAAUCAACAAGGAUUUCUCGGAACAGGAAUCCUUUUUGAAACUGAUAGGAUUCAAGAGCUCUUCCGAAUGCCUAUCUUUCUACAACAACAUUGCCAGCAGUGUUUUUGUAGUUCCAGAUGAAUCUAAAUACGAGGGCUCGCUCAGAACUCUAGCCUCUCUCCACAGAACUCUUUCGAGAAAACUACGAUGCGCCAUCGUAUGGGGUAAACUCAAACAUAAUUCUCAUCCAUCUAUUUACGUUUUGAGCCCUUCCACUUCUCGAGACCAAAAUGAAGGAUUCUAUCUCACCAGAAUACCAUUCGCGGAUGAGACAAGGAAAUUGCCGACGCUACCAAAGUAUGAAGAUAUUGAUAGCGGUAAAAACUACACACAGAUGUACAAGAUUUCGGACACUUUGAUCAGUUACUUUAGCCUCCGCCGUCCGUACAGGCCUUCGGAAUUUCGCAACCCAACUCUACACAAACAUUUUCGCUUGUUGCAUGACCAUCUUUUGCAGAUUGAGGUCCGUAGAGACUCUGACGAUCAGCAACGGUUAGUGGAAGAGGAUGAUACUCUUCUAAAACUGCAGCAAGUGCGAGACAAAAUAUUAGAGUCUAUGAGCUCAUCAGAUCCCGAAAAGGCAAGACUGAGCAACUAUGUCAAAGCGUGGCAUAGCGUUUACAACAAAGAGUACAAUAUGGAGCUUGAGCCUAUAGAGAAAUCGAAAAAACCAAGAAAGAAAUAG
This is a messenger RNA of Lachancea sp. 'fantastica', 1743 nucleotides long. Lineage: Eukaryota; Fungi; Ascomycota; Saccharomycetes; Saccharomycetales; Saccharomycetaceae. The record is from the annotation of a GenBank genome assembly.